AAUUUGCGGAAGCACAUGUUGAGAGCAUUGCAAUAUGUUAAUUAAUUACUAUCUGGGCUAUUUAGUCGAAUAGGGCAACAUAACAGCCAUUCUAAACGAAAUUGACAUUUUGUUUGCCUCUUUUGCCGGAUGUUGUAUUGAAUUCCUGCACAAUGGUUCGAGCAUUAAGGCGUAAAAAGAUCCGGAGGCCCAAAAAUGAGCAACAGUAUGAUGAAGAUGACCCAGAAGGUUACAAAAACAUGCCCGUACCAGAUAAAAACUCCAAGGACCAAAUCGAUACGUUUCAUGAUGAGAAGAUUGAGAAACUCCUCGCCAGUGGAGUUCAGUUGCAGAGCGAUGACGAGGAGCUGGAUGAUGAGGAGGAAGUCAUGGCCUUGGAUGAUUCUGAGACGGACGACGAUGAAGAUGAGCAGGAGGUCAGUGAGGAGAGUGAAGGCACCGACAUGGAGAGCGAUCUCGAGGGGAAGAAAGAGGAAGAACUUCCCAAUGAACUAGCAUGGGGCACCAAAAAGAAGAUGUUCUAUGACUCUGACUACGUGGCCACAAAGGGAAAGUCACAUGAUGAGUUGGAGGUGGAGGAAGAGGAGGAGGAGGAAGAAGCCAAGAAAAUCCAAAAGCGCUUGGCAGAACAUCUCAGCGAGGAGGACUAUGACUUGAACUUUUUCCAGGAGUUUGCCACAGAGGAGAAGACUGAGGCGAUGGUUGUGGAAAAGGAGAAGAUUGUCAAGGACUUGAAACAGAUGUCCCACAAGGAGAAAAUGAAACUGCUCAAGAAGGAGUCGCCCGAGUUGCUCGAACUCAUUCAGGACUUCAAGGCGAAGCUUACAGAAAUGAAGGACCAGCUGCAGCCACUCGUGCAGAUGGUCAAAGAUGGAAAGAUCCCACCGGGAAAGGGUGCCGACUACCUGAAGACCAAACAGCAGCUUUACCUCAAUUACUGUACGAACAUCAGCUUCUACUUGGUGCUCAAAGCCAAACGGAUCCCCACUCAAAACCACCCGGUCAUCGAACGACUGCUCACCUACAGAAAUCUAAUCAACGAACUGAGCUUAGUUGACGCCCGCCUGGCGCCGCAGUACAGCAAGUUGCUGGCUGCUCGGGAGGAAGACGAGAUCGCCGGGAGACCAGUAGCAGAGAAGAAGGCUGCAGUAGCCCCCCAAAAAGACAAGGAUUCUGUCAAAGAGGCACCAGAGACAGAGAACGCCUCCGAUUCGGACCUGGACGAGGAGGCGGCAUUGAGAUUCUACAGAGAAGUGGAGGCGAGGAUGAAGUUGAAGAGGAAGAGCAAACCGCAAAACCCUGAAGAGGUGAAUGAAGACGUGGAUGAGGGGGAGGAGUUGGAUCCAGAGGCUAAAAGAGGCAUCACGUACCAGAUGGCCAAGAACAGAGGGCUCACUCCCAAGAGGAAGAAAAUCGACCGCAACCCUCGAGUCAAGCACCGCGAGAAGUUCCGGCGGGCUAAGAUCCGCAGAAAAGGCCAGGUCCGCGAGGUUCGGCGUGAGGAGACGAGAUACAGCGGAGAACUGUCUGGUAUUCGCGCAGGAGUCAAGAAGAGUAUCAAACUCAAGUAACAAAGGGGAAAGCCUCAGGGCUUUGUUCAGUGGAAUGUGGUUGCGAGUUUGAGUAUUUGGCUACCAUGGUUGUAUAACAAUAUUGACAUCAUGCAAGGUGAAUAAACGUUUUACAAUCUUUAAUGGUUUGUACU
Messenger RNA from Phycodurus eques (leafy seadragon), 1705 nucleotides. RefSeq names its product UTP3 small subunit processome component (gene utp3). Lineage: Eukaryota; Metazoa; Chordata; Actinopteri; Syngnathiformes; Syngnathidae. The record is from RefSeq and is a predicted model, not a curated record. Gene Ontology annotation, cellular component: small-subunit processome; nucleolus. The transcript is spliced from 16 exons. Bases 153 to 1571 code for a protein of 472 amino acids. Gene Ontology annotation, biological process: maturation of SSU-rRNA from tricistronic rRNA transcript (SSU-rRNA, 5.8S rRNA, LSU-rRNA).